CUCCGGAGCUGGACGACGCGGGGAUCUCGGCGUUCAUGUCACCCGUGGGUCUGAAGAGACCAGAUCAAAGGGUCCUGUGCUGGAAGGGAAUUUAAGAUGAAGUUAUGGGAUGUGGUGGCUGUCUGUGUGGUGCUACUCAACACGAUCUCGACUUUUCCUCUCCCUGCUGGUAAGACACUUCCCGAGAGAGAUCGCUCUGAGCUUGAGGGAACCGACGAAGAACACACCUCCCGCAGGCUGCUGACUCCCUACGCUGGCCGAAUGGAUGCUAAUAUGCCUGAGGAUUAUCCCAACCAGAUUGGCGAUGUGGUGGAUUUUAUUCAAGCCACUAUAAAAAGACAGAAGAGGUCACCAGAUAAACCAACUCAGUUUUUCUCUAAACGAGAAAGAAACCGGCAAAAUGCAGCAAAGAACACAAAUAAUUCCAGCGGCAGAAAGGGGCGGAGAGGUCAAAAAGGCAAAUUCCGGGAUUGUGUCUUAACGGAGAUACACUUAAAUGUGACUGACUUGGGUUUGGGAUACAGUACCAAAGAAGAACUGAUUUUCCGGUAUUGUAGUGGUUCAUGCGAGUCUGCUGGAACCCUGUAUGACCAAAUUUUAAACAAUUUAACCCAAAAUAGAAAGUUGGUUAGUGACAAAAUCAGACCACAGCCUUGUUGCAGACCCAUUGCUUAUGACGAUGAUGUUUCAUUUUUGGACGAUGACCUAUCAACUUACCAUGUGCUGAGAAAACAUUCCGCUAAAAAAUGUGGAUGCGUCUGA
Messenger RNA from Elgaria multicarinata webbii, 762 nucleotides. It is a transcript of the gene GDNF, whose product is annotated as glial cell derived neurotrophic factor. Bases 97 to 762 code for a protein of 221 amino acids. The record is from RefSeq and is a predicted model, not a curated record. Gene Ontology annotation, molecular function: receptor tyrosine kinase binding; glial cell-derived neurotrophic factor receptor binding; growth factor activity. Lineage: Eukaryota; Metazoa; Chordata; Lepidosauria; Squamata; Anguidae. The transcript has 3 exons. Gene Ontology annotation, biological process: positive regulation of branching involved in ureteric bud morphogenesis; peripheral nervous system development; negative regulation of neuron apoptotic process.